This is a messenger RNA of Notolabrus celidotus (New Zealand spotty), 4178 nucleotides long. RefSeq lists its product as uncharacterized. The transcript is spliced from 6 exons. Gene Ontology annotation, molecular function: protein binding; GTP binding. NCBI's taxonomy places the organism in Eukaryota, Metazoa, Chordata, Actinopteri, Labriformes, Labridae. Bases 200 to 2641 code for a protein of 813 amino acids. The record is from RefSeq and is a predicted model, not a curated record. Gene Ontology annotation, biological process: regulation of apoptotic process.
GUGUAACAGCUGAUUGGGUCACUGUAACCCAGCUGAUGGUCUUUUAAUUCUCCCGCUCUUUUACUGUCCUUUGAUCUUACGUCAGAGCUCAGCGUUCUGUUGCUUUGUGCUAAAGGCGGGAAGGACCGGACUGUAUGGAGAGAUUUUACUUCGCACUGAGAACUUCCUCAUCACCUGAAGGACUGCUGUGUGAGACAUCAUGUCUAAGGUUGAGGGUGUGUGUUAUAAAGAACUGCUGUUAAGCACACUGCAGGAUUUGGGAGAAGAAGAAUUCAAGAAGUUUAAGUGGCUCCUGGAGAUUAGAGGUAUCCCAAAGAAUAAGCUGGAACGAGCAGACAGGACGGACACAGUGGAUAAGAUCGUACAGAAACACAGCCAACAGUCUACAGAGGUGGUGAUGGAGAUUCUGGAGAAGAUCGACAGAAAUGAUCUGGUGGAGAAGCUGUCGAGCAGCAGCACAGAAACAGAUCGAGACACACGUGACCAGAAUAGAAAGUCUUCUCCAGAGAAAGUCUCUCUGAGUCCUGCUGUAGUCAAAGCCUCUUCAGAAGAUCCCAUCCAAAACCUGCAAGAACGAGAUGAGCUGAUCAAACUUCCACAGAAACAACAUGUGGAAGAAAAGUAUGACAGGAGUGAAGCAGACGGCAUACAGGAAGAGAGCCUUUUGGAAAGUCUACAAAAGGAAAGUGGGGAACCUCAGGAAGAAAAACAUCAACUGAUUGAGAAGAAGAAGGAAGGUGGAGACAGCCGAAGGAAAAAGAAGUUCAGAGAAGAGAUUCAGAAAACGGAAGAAAUAAAAAGUCCAGUGAAAGAAGAAGCCACAGCAGCACUGCUGGACAAACUGACAUCAGCUAAGGAGGCAGAUACAGACACAGUGAAUCAAACCUCAGGCAAAUACGACUACAUCACCUGUAAACAUCUCAUCAAUAUGGGGUCUCCUGCUGUCUACCAGCUGAUACCAAAGAGAGAGAACAUAGGAACUCUUAAAAAACUGACUCUGGGUAAAAGAGAUCCAAACAAGACCAACAGAACCAUCUUACUUGUUGGUGAGACCGGAGCAGGGAAAUCUACUCUGGUCAACGCUCUGGUGAACUACGCCAUAGGGGUGGAGUGGGAGGACAAGGUCUGGUUUGAGAUCGUUGAGGAGGAGGAGAAAAGUGAAUCAGAUGGUCAAGAUAAAGAGGAAGAUCAGAGUGAAAGUCAGACCUCAGACGUGAUCGUGUACGAGAUCUUUGGUUUUGAAGGUAAAACUCUGCCCUACUCUCUGACCAUCAUCGACACGCCGGGAUACGGAGACACCAGAAGAGAUGAACAAGAUGACAUUGUCAGUCAGAGAAUGUUGGACCUGUUCCACUCAGAGGAUGGAGUUUAUGAGAUCAACGUCGUGGGUCUGGUGCUGAAAGCCAGUGACAACCGGCUGAGCGACCGUCUGAGGUACAUCUUUGAUUCGGUGGCGUCUCUGUUUGGAAACGACAUGAAGGACAACAUCGUCUCCCUCAUCACACACUCAGACGGGAGGACGCCUCGAGAGGCUCUGAAAGCUCUUGAAGCUGCAGACAUCAAGUGUGCCCAAAAUGAGAAGUACCAGCCCGUCCACUUCCUGUUCAAUAACUGCCAAAACACAGAGAGGAACCAGAAGAAUGCCUUACCGUUGGAGACUUCAUGGGAGAUAACAGGAAGAGGAAUGAGGGAAUUUACAGGAUACCUGCAAAAUCUCCUCCCCAAAAACCUGAUAAACACCGCUGAGGUGUUGAACGAACGCAUCACGCUGACGGCCAGCAUCCAGAACCUGCAACAACGAGUGGAGCUGAUUGAAAAACAACAGACAAAGAUCAAGGAUGCUCAGGACGCUCUGAACAAACACAGAGAAGAGAUGAAGAGCAACGAGGACUUCACUGUGACCGUUCAAGAACCAUACAAAGAGAAAGAGUCCAUCAGAGGAGGGAUGUCGUGGUUGUUCUUUUAUGAGGGAGCUGUCUGCUGUGACGUCUGUCAGGAGAACUGUCACUACCCUGGAUGCACGUUGGCCUGGUACCCCAGAGACUGUGAGGUCUUCAAAAAGAGCCACUGCACUGUUUGUACCGGGAAGUGUCAUGUGUCCAAACACGUGAAGAACAAGGAGAAGUAUGUGAUCAAGACCAGAGAAGUUCAAAUGACUCUGAAAGACGUGAAAGAGAAGUACAAAAAGAACAAAACAGACUGGGAAGAGACCAAAAGCCUCUCAGAAGACCAGGAGACAGCAGAGAAGCAUUUGGAGGAUCUUGAGGAGGCUAAAAACACCCUCGAAGAGAAGUCCAAAAACUAUGACAGGAGCAAAGCAGACUGUGAGGAGACGACCGGCCUCCUGGCUGAUCUGGAGAAACGGAUGAAAGAGCUUCAGGCAGAAAAAGAUCAGUGGUUGAAGGUCUCCUUUCAGCAUGUUGAGAAGCUGGAGCAGAUCGCUCUGAAUGUGGUCUCCCUGUCCACUCUGGGACACCUGGACUUCCUGAUUGAGAAGAUGAAUGAGAGAAGAGACACAGAGAAAGAGAUGUUCCAAAAGGAGGUCCAGAAACUGGAGAAGAUGAAGAGUCGAGUGGGUGAAAAUAAAACGGCCGCUCUGCAGUGCAAACAAAAGAAACCGGACAAAGCGAAGGCAAAGUGAGCUGAACCAGAUCAUUGCAUAAAAGCCAAAGACCAGUUCGUUGGCACAAACGUUCAAAACUAAAAUUCUUAAUAUGCUAGACCAGGAUCUAGAGUUUUCCAAACUUGCUUUGCUGAUAAAUUUGUCAGUAUAAUUUCUCAGCUGUAAAAUUCUAAAAAGAUCUUUACUGACCAGGCCAUACUGCUCUUUUAAGUCUUGAAAACUUUUGAGUGAAGAGUCUCCAAAUUAGUAAAUAUUCAGACCUUUUCCCUUCCAUGAUUUCAAACUUGCAUCUAGCCUGUUUGGAGUGGACCGGGUAUCGUGGGCUAUCCAGUGAAUCAGCACAGAAGGCUGACUCACCGGCUCAAUAAAAAGCACAAACUGAAGGGGGCUGAUGGGACAACCCUGCCGACAGCCUCGCUCCAGCUCAAAGGACCCUGACACAGAGCCAUUUAGUUUUUAUUCUCGCCCAUGGUUUAUGAUAAAGCAUUUGGAUUGUCUGUGUGAAAGUGUUAUGAAAUUUAAAAUUAUACAGGGUUUUAUACAAAAAUGACCAGCUGACAGAGUCAAACGCCUUUUCAGCAUCUCAUGUGACUAUGGCUGCCUCAGUCUGUUCUUGCUUUAGCUUGUGAAUAACAUGUGAAGUAAUGUUGUCCUGAGUUUGCCGUUGUUUUAUGAAGCUUGUUUGGUCUAAAUGUAUUAUUUCAGGUAGAAUGUUUUCCAGUCUUUUAGCUUGUAUGGACACAAAUCUCUUGUAAUCCUGAUUUAAGAGGCUGAUUGGUCUGGAGUUUUUGCAAUCCAACCCAUCCCCCCCUGCUUGGGUAUAACUGUUACAACUGCUUCUUGCCGAGGGGGGUGUCUCCCCUCUUUGUAACACCCAGUUGUCCUUAAUAAAAGGGGGGGAUAGGGAACCUCUAAGUAUCUUGUACCAUGCUGCUAGGUAUCAGUCUUAUCUAGUAAAUAGUCCUCUCAGCCUGUUGUGCCUUUAGUUUGUAGGCCAAUCAUUUUGCUGAUUUGCUGCCUAUUUCUUAGUAUUUCUGUUUCACAAAGAGCAGAUCUUUUAGAAUGCUUCUUGAUUCAAGGUCGUUUAACUGAGUUCUAACUUCUUGCAUUUGGUUUCUUAUAUUUGAGUAUAACCAUUCACAUUAAACGACACUAUUUUACACAAACUUACACAUACAAUGGAAACUGAAAUCAACAUUUGGAACUGUUUAUAAAAGAAAUGAAUGUAGAAAUGACUCCCUGAACUGAGGUCAUAUGUGUGCCCCUUUGGGACCGUGGUGUUUUGAUGGCUCAGAGGGAUAACCUGUUUUCCCUGUUAGGGGUAGAGGGCCCUCUAAUGGAAGAAGUGAGUGGAUUAACAUACUAGUUACCUUAUUAAUAUGUGCUCAACAUAAAAAAAUAAGCAACUAGGAGUCAAAGUAUGUAACGUGAGGAGAGAUGGUAAAAGUCUCUUUUCCUGGUACUUAACAAAUCCAGUUAUUCUGAAGGAUAUAAGAUAAGAUAAGAUUCCUUUACUCGUCCCACAACGGGGAAAUUCAAGUGUCACAGUAACAAA